GGCAGGGAAAGGGACUAUUUUCAGUCUAGAAAAUGCUCAUCCCUCCACAGAACAUUUCAGCUGUGAUGGAAGAGAUUGUGCUACUCUGGAUGGUGAUGUGGCAGCGGCCAUCCUGAAUGGAUCUAAUCUAGGGAGAGGGGAGCUCAAUGUACAACUUCCCAUCGAAACCCACUCUGCCUGUCUUAAUCUGGACAUCUCUGGCUGAGGACGAGACCGGUAGUAACAGAUGAUCUAGUCAGUGACAAUAGUGCAGUAUCCAGAAUGGAUGUCCUCUUCAUAGCCGUCCUUGCUGUACCACUUAUCUUCGGACAAAAAUAUGAGGCUGAAGAAGGACUGGAAGAGGAAGAUUAUUAUCAGGUGAUCUAUUAUUAUACAGUCACCCCCAAUUAUGAUGAGUUUGGUGAAAGUUUCACUCUUGAUUACUCCAUGUUUGACUCAGAGGACAGGCUGAACAGGAUGGAUAAGGAGUUAACAAAAGCAGAAGAGACUACCGUCAGUCAUGAAACAGAACGUGCAGACCAUGAGAAGCCUGUAACAGUGAAACCAGUGAAACCAGUGAAACCAGUGACAGUGGAAACACAGAGUCCAGAUAUGAAUGAUGCUGGAUCCAGUCUGCAGAGUCCUGUUCCCCUUCUCCUGUCCUGGGCCCUGGUUCAGGGGUGGAUGUAUUUCAUGUAGAAGGAGAAAGAAGGCUGCAAUGACUCUUUGGUUGGGGAUUUGGAAAGAGGAAAGUGGAAGAUAAAAUAAAUAAAUGAAACAAUCUGGUUA
This is a messenger RNA of Rhinolophus ferrumequinum (greater horseshoe bat), 768 nucleotides long. It is a transcript of the gene C22H1orf54, whose product is annotated as chromosome 22 C1orf54 homolog. The transcript is spliced from 8 exons. The coding region runs from base 262 to 678 and encodes 138 amino acids. The record is from RefSeq and is a predicted model, not a curated record. NCBI's taxonomy places the organism in Eukaryota, Metazoa, Chordata, Mammalia, Chiroptera, Rhinolophidae.